This is a messenger RNA of Dimorphilus gyrociliatus, 1001 nucleotides long. NCBI's taxonomy places the organism in Eukaryota, Metazoa, Annelida, Polychaeta, Dinophilidae. The record is from the annotation of a GenBank genome assembly.
AAAAAGAAAAAAGUAUCUAAAAAUAGGGUAUCUGUACUGUAUAUUAGCAUAUUAAAGGUGUGGCGCUUAUGAUAUCUUAUCAAAACUUUACUAAUUUCUAUAGGCUAGCUGCGCUCUCAUCUAAGUGUAUAAAAAGGCAGCAGACUGCAUUAGAACACAUAUCAACUCGAGGAACACUCAUAUCAACAAUGGUCGCAAUCAAACUUUUAAUACUAUGCUCAGCUGUUGCUGUAGCUUUAGCAAAAAUUGACAAUGGUAAAACGUGUCUUCGAAUGAAAAGUGAUUGUGUUGAUAACGCCGAAUGCAAAGGAACUGAAGAUUCAAAAUGGAACUGUUUAUUAGGAAUAUGCGGAUGUAAGAAUGGUUACUUUUCAAAGUCAGCUACAGAAUGCGCUAAAUAUAGGGACUUGGAUCAAGAUUGUUCUAAUACUGCUGGUGACGGAAAACUAUGCGAUCCAGGCAGAAAUAUGAUGUGCUAUGCUGCUAUUUGUAAAUGUAGAAACGAUAAAUUUGAAAGAGACGGUACUGGAUGUAAACUUAAAAUUUCUGAAGAGAAAACACUUAAACAGACCUGCACUGAAGAUUUGCAAUGUGUUAAAGGUCUUGCAAUGGGUUCUGCUAGUUGCCAGGGAGGAACUUGUAAAUGUCUUCCGCCUUGGACAACUGUUGGUAAAACGUGUGUAAAUCAAGAAUAUGAUAAAUCCUGCAAAGAUGCAGAUACAGCAAGUGAAAAAUGUAGACGAGGAACUGAAAAUCUUGAAUGUAAGAACGAUAAAUGCGUCUGCAAAAUCGAUUUUAAUUAUAACACACGAGUAAAGAAGUGCCUGCACAAAGAUUCUAGAGUGAAUAGGAAGGAAGGAGAAACUUGUUCACCUAUAAUCAUCGCAGACAACACAAAAAAAGAUAUUUGUGAAAGUAAAUUUGUCUGCAGAAAAUGUUCAAGUGACACCUCUGCUGAUGGAUUCUGUGUUGAUGUUAACAAAAUCAAUUGUAAUGGAUAA